AUGGGCCUUCAACAAGAAAUCUCACUUUGUAAGUGGUGCCACCACCCUGCAGAAUCCUGUCAGACAACCACUGACAUGACAGAGCGCCUCUAUCAGCUGAGCAGAUCAAGGAGUACAAGGAAAUUUCUCUUUGAGAUGUUUGAUGAAGAGGGCAACGGGGAGGUGAAGACGGGGGAGCUGGAGCGGCUCAUGAGCCUGCUGGGUAUCAACCCCACCUCAAGAGUGGGAGCUGGCCCCGAUGCCAAGGACGUGGACAGAGACAACAAAGGGUUCUUCAACUGCGACGGUUUGGCACUAAUGGGGGUUUACCAUGAGAAGGCUCAGAACCAGGAGAGCGAGCUGAGGGCGGCAUUCCGCGCCUUCGACAAAGAGGGCAAGGGCUGGCAUUGGAUUGGAACAUCGCUCAAGUACGUGCUCAUGAAUGCAGAACCCCUCAAUGAGGUGGAGGCGGAGCAGAUGAUGGCGGAGGCUGACAAGGACGGGGACGGGACCAUUGACUAUGAGGAGUUUGUACAUGAUGUGACCGGGGAGUCCCUGCUGAUCCAGCAUGCGCAGCUGCUACAGUCAUGGAGGCCUGCCCGGAAGGCCACUGCCCCUGCCUCCCCUGCCCCCCUGCCACCCACUCCCCCAGUUCAGUAA
Molecule: messenger RNA, 639 nt
Organism: Chlorocebus sabaeus (green monkey)
Lineage: Eukaryota; Metazoa; Chordata; Mammalia; Primates; Cercopithecidae
Source: RefSeq, a predicted model, not a curated record